Messenger RNA from Leishmania mexicana MHOM/GT/2001/U1103, 597 nucleotides. RefSeq lists its product as hypothetical. Bases 1 to 597 code for a protein of 198 amino acids. Lineage: Eukaryota; Euglenozoa; Kinetoplastea; Trypanosomatida; Trypanosomatidae. The transcript has a single exon. The record is from RefSeq and is a predicted model, not a curated record.
AUGUCGUCGAAGAGUGUUGACGUUUUCAACGUGUCGCAGAAUCGCCUGCGCGCCGCCACGUUCCAAGAUGAGGAGGAGCGGCAAAACGCCGAGUAUGCUGAGCGGCACAACCUGCAGGCCCUCUUCAGCGAGUUCGCGUCACAGCUGCGCGAGAAGGACCCCAAGACGGAGCAUGAGGCGGAGCGUGUUCUCCUCGAUCUCCUCUCGCACCGGAAGGCAGAGCGGGACCGCGCCGCGCUGCGUCUGCACUUUGUCACCUCUUUUGAAGUCAAUCUCGACAAUGGUCGCAAGAUUUUGAAGCUGACGUCUGGUUCGGAGACGAGCACGCUGCAGAUUGUGCAGAAGACGCGCUCCGUCGCCGUUGAUGAAACCUUCACAGUGUCGCUGGAGGAGGCCGAAGAGCUGACAGAGAUGUUCUACGAGCUGGGCCGCUUCGUGGUGGAGUCCGGCAAGGGUGAGCUGAACGGGUUCAUUAGCAUCGAUGACCGCGAUGUGUUUCUGCUCGCCGGCGGCAAGGACUGCUCCGACAUUGGUGACGAACUCUUCAACAUGGCGUUUCUCAUGAAGGCGUCGAGCAAAAAUCGAGGGACGGAGUAG